Messenger RNA from Erigeron canadensis, 906 nucleotides. RefSeq names its product universal stress protein A-like protein. The coding region runs from base 100 to 732 and encodes 210 amino acids. The record is from RefSeq and is a predicted model, not a curated record. The transcript has 5 exons. Gene Ontology annotation, molecular function: AMP binding. NCBI's taxonomy places the organism in Eukaryota, Viridiplantae, Streptophyta, Magnoliopsida, Asterales, Asteraceae.
ACUAAUUUUACAAGAAGAAAACAGAAACUGUCAUCUAUCAAUUAUUCUAGAAACAUACAAUAGAAAAAAGCGGCAAAACGAGAGAGCGAUUCCAUUCCAAUGGCCGCAGCGACGAGUGUGGAGCGAGUUGACUCAGAGAUGACUCGGAUAAUGCUUGGAGUGAACGAGUCAAGUAUGAAAGGAUAUCCAAAUGCUUCAAUUAGUAGCAAAUCAGCCUUUGAAUGGACUCUUAAUAAGAUCAUUCGUUCGAAUACUUCUGGAUUCAAACUUCUUUUUCUUCAUGUUCAAGUUCCUGACGAGGACGGAUGGUCUAACCGCCGGCAAGGAGCAGGAGUCCGAGUGCGAGGGCCUUCAAACCGAUCAGCUGAACCACGUAAACAAUGUUUUGAUGAUGUUGAUAGCAUUUAUGCCUCACCAGAAGAUUUUCGAGAUGCCAAGCGUAAGGACAAGAUUGAAGGAACUCAUCUGCUGGAGUACUUUGUGAAGAGAAGUCACGAUAUAGGGGUUGCUUGUGAAGCAUGGAUUAAGAAAGGCGAUCCAAAAGAAGUGAUCUGCCACGAAGUUAAGAGAGUCAAACCAGAUCUCCUUGUUGUAGGAAACAGGGGUCUUGGUCCAUUCCAGAGGGUCUUUGUGGGAACUGUGAGCGAGUUUUGUGUGAAACAUUGUGAAUGCCCUGUUGUAACGAUCAAACGCAGUGCAGAAGAGACUCCCCAAGACCCUGUAGAUGACUAAUUGUUCGUAUGAUGAGCUGUUAAUAAUGUGUAGUGUUUCAUAUGGAGAUUUGGCUGUGUAGCCUUUGUACGAGAACCACUUUACAUUUUUAUGUCUUCUUUCUUACAAUUUUAAAAGUACCUUACUAAUGGAGCUUUCCUCCAGUAGUUUGUUGAGGUUGGUGUUAUUGGUUCA